AGCUUUGCUGCGCCCCCCGCGCCCCCGGGCACGCCGCCCCCGGGCCGGGUGCGAGGGGGCCGCAUGAGGCCCACGGCGGGCUGCCUCCACCGGGCCAGCUCGGAGGUCGUGACCCGGCCCCCGCCGUCCGCGAGCGGCCCCCCGAACCCGUUCCUGGGCUCGGCGUCGCACAUCACGAGCGGGGGCUCGCGGCCGCUCGCGGGCGCCAGGGCCCCCGUGCCUGGCCCUGCCGCCGGAAGUGCGGCGGGCCUCCAGGCAGGAGCGGCCCCGCCGCCGAGCGUGGCGUCCGGAGGUGUGCAGGCGCCAGUGCCGCAGUUGCCGAGGGCGGCGGCCUCAUUUGCGCCGUCCAGCGACGGAGCCAUGCGCAUGGUCAGCGCCGCUAUUUCGUCAGCAAGGCCCCCGCCCUCGGCGGGCCCCCUCGCGGCGGCGGCGGCCCCAGACGCGGCCGUGGCGGCGGCCUCGGCGAUGCUCGCGAGGUCUGCCUCGCACGCCGCCAUUGGCAUGAGCGGCCUGCAGUUCAAGUUCGAGCCCGUCCGGCGGGGCGGCCCGCAGCUCCCCGGCGACGCCUGGCCAGGGGGCGCCAUCGCGGCAGGAUAUCCCCCUGGCGCCUGGUCGGCCCCGCCGCCGUCGCCGCCGCUCGCCGUCCACGGCCCGCCCGCGGCGGCGGACCAGCCGAGGGCGCGCGGCCGCGAGGGCGUGCUUGGAAGAAUCGGGGCACCCGCGCUGGGCGUCUCCCAGGAGCCGACGGGGUGCACGCUGCAGCUUGACGAGUGCGUGGCCCAGUGCCGCAGAGACGUCCAGGAGAUAGCCGCUUCCUGCCGCGUGCGCGGUCGGAAGUACCGCGACCCCGAGUUCCCUCCAGACGAGCGGGCGCUGUACGCGAACGGC
This is a messenger RNA of Prorocentrum cordatum, 888 nucleotides long. The record is from the annotation of a GenBank genome assembly. NCBI's taxonomy places the organism in Eukaryota, Dinophyceae, Prorocentrales, Prorocentraceae.